Molecule: messenger RNA, 4382 nt
Organism: Camellia sinensis
Lineage: Eukaryota; Viridiplantae; Streptophyta; Magnoliopsida; Ericales; Theaceae
Product: kinesin-like protein KIN-14E
Biological process (GO): microtubule-based movement
Cellular component (GO): cytoskeleton
Molecular function (GO): microtubule binding; microtubule motor activity; oxidoreductase activity
Source: RefSeq, a predicted model, not a curated record
CGAAACAAUUGUUCAAAAUAUGCUCUCGUGACCCUCACCCUCCCUUCUCCCUCCCUUACUCCACUGUCUCUCUCUCUCUCUCUCUCUCUCUCUCUCUCAUGAGUCCAUGAUUGACGACCGGCGCCGUCGGAGAUCUCAAGUUUACUUCCGGCGAAUGGGACUCCCUUUGAGUGAAUAAGCUAUCUGUGAUGGAAGAAUUGGUAGAUUGUUCAUGAUUCAUCUUAAGCCUCAAAGGGGUUUUGAGGACCAGAAGAGUUUCAGUUGUGAAAGUGAGGUAGAACAAUUUGAGAUAGCUCGGGCUAUUUUUUUUGGUGCAAAGACAUCUGAUAUGCCACCAGUUAUGGCACAAAGUUUUAGAGCAGGCAGAUCUUCAUUCACCUCUAGUAAUGGAUAUGAAUCUCCUCCUCUCAACUCUGCUGUUGUUUCGAAUGGGGAUGAUUAUGACAGUGAUGGUUCCAAUUUUGCACCACCUACACCGUCAACAAUGGCUAUUCCAGCAGAACUUGCUGGUGCUAUACCCUUGAUUGAUAAAUUCCAGGUGGAGGGCUUUCUAAGGGCAAUGCAAAAGCAGAUUCACUCUGCUGGAAAACGUAGUUUUUUUUCUAAAAAAUCCGUGGGUCCCCAAGUGCGAGAAAAAUUCACAUUUGAGGAUAUGUUAUGUUUCCAAAAGGAUCCUAUUCCAACAUCAAUACUAAAGAUAAAUAGUGAUCUUGUAAGUCGGGCGGUAAAACUGUUCCAGACUAUUUUGAAGUAUAUGGGUGUUGAUUCUUCUGAUCGAGUGACUCCAAGCAGCUUAGAGGAACGUAUUGACCUUGUUGGGAAACUAUAUAAGCAGGCUUUGAAGCGUUCUGAGCUUCGAGAUGAACUUUUUGUUCAAAUUUCAAAGCAGACAAGGAAUAAUCCAGAUAGGCAAUAUUUAAUUCGAGCAUGGGAGUUAAUGUAUCUAUGUGCAUCCUGCAUGCCUCCCAGCAAGGAUGUUGGUGGAUAUUUAUCAGAAUAUGUUCAUAAUGUUGCACACGGUGUGAAUAUUGAUGCAGAUAUUCAAGUCCUUGCAUUAAACACACUAAAUGCAUUGAAGCAUUCUGUUAAGGCUGGACCUAGGCAUACGAUACCUGGUCGAGAAGAGAUUGAAGCUAUUUUGAUUGGUAAAAAGCUGACAACUAUAGUGUUUUUCUUGGAUGAAACUUUUGAAGAAAUUACAUAUAGCAUGGCAACAAUUGUAGCUGAUGCUGUUGAGGAGCUUGCAGGGAUUAUUAAAUUGUCGGCAUAUUCUAGCUUCAGUCUGUUUGAGUGCCGGAAGGUUGUUGCUGGUUCUAAAUCACCUGAUCUUGGAAAUGAGGAGUAUAUUGGGUUGGAUGAUAACAAAUACAUUGGGGAUCUGCUAGCUGAAUUUAAGGCAGCAAAGGACCGAAGUAAAGGAGAAAUCUUGCACUGCAAGUUGACAUUUAAAAAAAAGUUAUUUCGGGAGUCAGAUGAAGCUAUAGGAGAACCAAUGUUUGUACAGUUAUCUUAUGUUCAAUUACAACAUGAUUAUAUAUUGGGCAAUUAUCCAGUUGGAAGAGAUGAUGCUGCACAACUGUCUGCACUGCAAAUUUUGGUUGAAAUUGGAUUUAUUGUUAGCCCUGAAUCAUGCACUGACUGGACAUCACUUCUGGAGCGUUUUUUACCAAGACAGAUUGCAAUAACUCGAGCAAAGAGGGAAUGGGAGUGGGAUAUUCUUUCUCGGUAUCGUUCAAUGGAGAAUCUAACAAAGGAUGAUGCAAGACAGCAAUUUCUGCGGAUCUUGAGAACACUUCCUUAUGGGAAUUCAGUUUUUUUUAGUGUUCGCAAGAUAGAUGAUCCCAUUGGACUUCUGCCUGGGAGGAUUGUUUUGGGGAUUAAUAAACGUGGGGUUCAUUUUUUUCGUCCAGUUCCAAAAGAAUAUCUACAUUCUGCAGAGUUGAGAGAUAUCAUGCAAUUUGGUAGCAGCAAUACUGCUGUAUUUUUCAAAAUGAGAGUUGCUGGGGUCUUACAUAUCUUUCAAUUUGAAACUAAGCAGGGAGAGGAAAUCUGUGUUGCCCUUCAAACGCAUAUAAAUGAUGUCAUGUUACGUCGUUACUCUAAAGCAAGGUCUGCUGCUAGUGGGUCAAUAAAUGGAGAUCUGGCUAAUAAUUAUAGGCCUCCUAGUGGGGAUGUUAAUGAGAAACGCGUCGAGGAUUUGUCCAAAGCUCUUGAAGAAUCACAAAAGAAUUCUAAUCAAUUAUUGGAAGAACUAAAUGAGAAACAAAAGCACGAAGCGAGGUUGCAAGAAGAACUAGAGGGCUUGAAAGAUUUUUUGAGAUCUGAGAAGCAAAACUUGAUGGAAGUUACUUGUGACCGUGACCAACUCAGAUCUUUGUGUGAUAAAAAAGAUUCGUCACUUCAGGCUGCUUUGUUGGAUAAACGGAGCAUGGAAGCAAGUCUGGCAAAACUUAGUAAUCUAGGAUUGGAGAGUAAUGCCAAGAAGGAGCUGGUUGAAGCAAAUAAUCAGGUGUUGCAAAAGAUCCAAGAUGAAUUAAAAAUACGCAGUGCAGAGUUGCAUGCAACAGAAGAAACUGCGAAAAGACUGGUAAAUGAAAAACAAUUAUUGGAAGAGAGAAUCGUGAGGCUUGAAAAGAAGAAAGUUGAGGAGAUCGAAGUUCUUGAGAAAAACAUUGAACACGAACGAAAGGCCAUGCGGCUCCGAGUUGCUGAACUUGAAAAGAAGCUGGAAGUGGUUACACGAGAUUUGGCUGUGACUGAGUCGAGUCUUGCAGUUAAAGAUACACAACUUACCACUUUGCAAAAUAAUUUGAAGGAACUUGAGGAAUUAAGAGAAAUGAAAGAGGACAUUGACAGAAAGAAUGAACAAACUGCUUCACUCUUGAAGAUGCAAGGUGCUCAAUUGGCUGAGUUGGAAGCACUUUACAAGGAAGAACAAGUUUUGAGGAAACGCUAUUUUAAUACUAUAGAAGAUAUGAAAGGCAAGAUUAGGGUCUUCUGUCGAUUAAGGCCUCUUAGUGAAAAAGAAAUUGCUGAAAAAGAAAGAAAUGUGCUUACAAGUUUGGAUGAGUUCACAGUUGAACAUCAAUGGAGAGAUGAAAUAAAGCAACAUUUAUAUGAUCGUGUUUUUGAUGGCAAAGCCACCCAAGAGGAUGUAUUUGAGGACACAAAGUAUUUGGUGCAAUCUGCCGUCGAUGGAUAUAAUGUGUGCAUAUUUGCAUAUGGCCAAACUGGUUCUGGAAAGACUUUUACAAUUUAUGGCUCUGAGAACAAUCCUGGACUUACACCGCUAGCUACUUAUGAACUUUUUAAAAUCCUGAAGCGUGACACAAACAAGCUCUCAUUCUCCUUAAAGGCAUAUAUUGUGGAGUUAUAUCAAGAUACACUGGUUGAUCUUUUACUACCGAAGAAUGCAAAGCGUACAAAACUUGAAAUAAAAAAGGAUUCAAAGGGCAUGGUUUCUAUUGAAAAUGUCACAGUCGUGUCUGUUACAACUUAUGAGGAACUGAAAAACAUCAUUCUUGGCGGAUCUGAACGCCGUCAUACAACUGGAACUCUAAUGAAUGAACAGAGUUCAAGAUCUCAUUUGAUACUAUCCAUUGUUAUUGAGAGUACAAACCUUCAAACUCAAUCUAUUGCCAGGGGAAAGCUAAGUUUUGUGGAUCUUGCUGGUUCUGAGAGAGUAAAAAAGUCAGGCUCUUCUGGUAGUCAGCUCAAAGAAGCUCAAAGCAUCAAUAAGUCACUCUCAGCACUUGGAGAUGUUAUUGGUGCUUUAUCUUCUGGCAAUCAGCACAUACCCUACAGGAAUCACAAGUUGACUAUGUUAAUGAGUGAUUCACUUGGUGGGAAUGCUAAAACACUAAUGUUUGUGAACAUAUCUCCGGCUGAGUCAAACUUGGACGAAACCUACAAUUCUCUAACGUACGCGUCAAGAGUCCGAUCAAUUGUGAAUGACCCAAGUAAAAAUGUGUCAUCAAAAGAAGUGGCCCGAUUGAAGAAGUUGGUGGCAUAUUGGAAAGAACAAGCAGGUAGGAAAGGGGAGGAUGAAGAUUUAGAAGAAAUUCAAGAGGAACAAUCAACUAGAGAUAAACCAGAUGGACGCCAUUCCAUGUGAAGUUCAUAUAUAUAUGUAGACAAUGAUUUGUUGAAGUUGAGAAAAUCUUGCUGAUUACUGAUUUGGAGGCAAUUCUUUGAAGGCUUUGGCAACCUGACCUUUGUAUUCGUAUCAACGACUCGUUGAAUUACUAAUGUAUUUUUUUGGUUGAAAUUUUGCCAAGGUCUAAGGUCGGGGGUUAUACGAGGGGUUAAGAGUUUGUUUUUAAAUCAGAGUUGUAAGUAGUGAUAUGUAUAUAUUUUAUAUAUUUUUAUUUUACCCUUGAGUG